Molecule: messenger RNA, 1488 nt
Organism: Erigeron canadensis
Lineage: Eukaryota; Viridiplantae; Streptophyta; Magnoliopsida; Asterales; Asteraceae
Product: membrane-associated kinase regulator 5-like
Exons: 2
Coding region: 234-1151 (305 amino acids)
Cellular component (GO): plasma membrane
Source: RefSeq, a predicted model, not a curated record
GUGACUGUGUGCCUAAAAAGCUUAUUCUUUUCUCUAUCUCACUCACUCUGAAACUCUAGCAGGCCAAACACACCAUUAAACGAAGGGAAAGCUUUCCCACUUUACUCCACUUCUUGUAUUUAUUUAUACCCAUCAUUUUUAUAUAUUUGUCUUUCAAACACCAUCAAACCAGACCCAAUAUAUAUUUCAUUUCUCUUAAAACUACUCGCUCUUUCAUUCUGGCUUUCCCUACAAUGGACGUGUUUAGCCUGGUCAAAUUCUGGCGAAAUGCCGGCAUCGGAGACCCCUUAACCUCCACUAACUUGGACAUAAUAUCCGACGACGAAUCUUCAUUCUUCGAUUUAGUCUUCACUAAUAAUAAUAACAAUGACCAAUGUGUGGAUUCUACAACUAUCAACAUCAUUAGUGACUUUCACUCAAGUGACCAUUACCAACAACAACAAGAAGGUUGUUUUUCAAACAUGGAUGGGCUUGACACAAAGUCAAAGUCAAACCAGACUUAUUAUCCCUGUUCAUCUCCACAUUCCAUUUUUUUCAACAAGAGCAAAAUAUUACCUCUAGAUUCCUCCAGUACUACAAAAUCACCUAAAUCCCCAUUUCGUGUUUUGAAAUUGGGCUUUCAAAACAAAAUGAAACAUGAGACUAGAAGUGAAAUAAAAUGUGAUGAUAAACAAGUCACCACUACUAUCAGCUCCUUGCUAAAACGUGACAACAGUAGUUUCCGUAACAAACUUGUCACAUCCGAACAAGAUCACGACCAUUCUUCCAAGCGCUUUUCCAAACAAGUUGUUUACAAGUACUUGAAUAUCAUCAAGCCUUCCAAGCGGUUUCACGAUAAGGUCCGGUUGCCGGAUAACUCCUCGUCAUCUCCGGCCACAACUUCUAUCUUUUCUCCGAGAAAGUACCUCGGUAAGAGCAGGUCAUCCUCGUCGUCAUCCGCCGCAGUUAAACCGGUUCCGUUACCGGCGUUAAGAAGAGAUGAUUCUGCUUUGCAACAACAGGAUGGAAUCCAAAGUGCUAUUCUACACUGUAAAAAAUCCUACAGUAGUAGUUCGCCUUCUCGUGGUUGUCAAGUUUUAUCAAGAUCUGGGAGUGCUCCGUCUCACGGGGCUCGGAUCUCUGUUGAUGAAAAAAAACGAAGCAGCAUCUGACUCUGCUGAUGGCGCGCGGGAAGAAAUAUAGAUAGAUAAAUUCAUGUAUUGUAUUUAUGUUUUAUUUAGUACUCUUCUGCUGCUGCUGCUGUUUGUCAUUAAAAAAUAUAUACAGUAGUUGAAUUUGUGUGAAAAGUUAGGAAAAAUUACAAGUAUGGGGUUAGAAGAUAAAAAAAUAAUUUACUAGGAGGGGGGAGUAGGUUUUUUGAUGUAAAAAAGUAAACAAGGGUGAUGAUUACAUCAUCAGAAUUAUGGCAGGAAGAUUAAAAGAAAUGAUGAAGAAAAUCUUUUGCUUGUGUUGUAUGUUCCACAGUUCCACUCAUCUUUUUCUUGUAAA